Colletotrichum lupini is the source of this 951-nucleotide messenger RNA. RefSeq lists its product as uncharacterized. The coding region runs from base 1 to 951 and encodes 316 amino acids. NCBI's taxonomy places the organism in Eukaryota, Fungi, Ascomycota, Sordariomycetes, Glomerellales, Glomerellaceae. The transcript has 6 exons. The record is from RefSeq and is a predicted model, not a curated record.
AUGUCGCUCGAAGGCCCCGGGCGACUCGAGACCUGGGUGUUAACAGAGAAACCUGAGGAAGACAAAAGGCUGGGCAUCAUUUCCAGAACCCCCUAUACCUAUUUCUGGCCUGAGGUAAACGAGCUCAUUAUUUCUGCCUUUCUAUUGCUGGACGUACGUGUCCACGGUCUGUUUUACCUCACCUUACUCUGGACUCGGGAGCUGGCUCCCCGGCUACGCUACCUAUUGGUGUCUUGGUCCAAUGCCAGAAGCCCAUCCGCCCACGCCCUCGGUCUUGUCCCAUGUCCAUGUCCCACGUCAAUCUUCCGUCCGCCAAGUUUAAAGCCGUUCAUGCCUAUCCAAAGCUACUAUUCGUACAAGUUCAAGCUCAGGCUCAGGCUCAAGCUCAACCUAGGCCUAGACCUGGACAGGAGCCCUGACAAUCGCCGUCUGGCCAUGGACCAUGGAUUGGGGAUUUGUCCAGCACAGCGGUACAGCAAAAAAAAGAACCUCAACAAACACAAACCCUCCGUCCCGUCGUCCAAAAUUAAAUCCCCAAACACCGUCAUGACGGCCGGCCCCAUCCUUUGCGUCUCCCCGUAUGCCUGGGUCCUGCCCUCCGUGUCGCCGUGCUCCAUCCUCCAUGCUCGUCUGGUCCGCCCGUCGAGGAGAAGAAAAAGUGCCCGUAAUACGGACAAUGUAACUCGGACGGCCAAGUCCCACGUCAGUUCUUUCCUGCUUCUCACCGUUCCGCUCGCUCAGCGCUUGAGUGCUGUACGAGGUGUGGCCUGCCUGGCCUGGCCUGGCUUUGCUUUGCUGCGCUUCGCUCACCGGGCUUGUCGGAGAUACCCCGUCGAUCCUAAUCGGCCGCCAAGUCCCCUCCUGAAUCAACUUGUGCCGGCACCAGAGCUAUUCUACAACCAUCCCAUCUUUCUCAAGCAUUCCAGCUCUCAGCCAAGCCAACCGGAAUAG